Impatiens glandulifera is the source of this 2056-nucleotide messenger RNA. RefSeq names its product TATA box-binding protein-associated factor RNA polymerase I subunit B. Gene Ontology annotation, cellular component: RNA polymerase transcription factor SL1 complex; RNA polymerase I core factor complex. Gene Ontology annotation, molecular function: RNA polymerase I core promoter sequence-specific DNA binding. The transcript has 4 exons. Gene Ontology annotation, biological process: RNA polymerase I preinitiation complex assembly; nucleolar large rRNA transcription by RNA polymerase I. Bases 5 to 1963 code for a protein of 652 amino acids. Lineage: Eukaryota; Viridiplantae; Streptophyta; Magnoliopsida; Ericales; Balsaminaceae. The record is from RefSeq and is a predicted model, not a curated record.
AUGAAUGAGAGACCACUUUAAACUGCCGUGCCAUGCCUGCGGCAAUAUUGGGUUCGCGGACGGAGGGGAUGGUUUCUUCUACUGUACUCGAUGCGGAUCCCAAACCGAAGACAUAGUCGACACUGCAGUUGCCGAAGAAGACCUAAUCAUGGACAAAACUGCAGACGGCGGCGGCGGAGGUAUAUACCUUCACAGCCACCGCCGCCAAAAGUCUUCCCAGGUUCAGAUCAAGACCGAAUACAUGUCCCAACCCCAAUCCCAGUUUUGGGCGUCCCUUAGAGACGGAGAAGACGAGCCGCCGCCGUCCAUGAGCGGUAGGGUGAAGACAGAGCCAGAGGAUUACUACUACGAUGGAGAUGGAAUGGGACCUACCGAACCAGAAGAUUUUGGAUCCAGGGCUCUUACACACGACGAUUUCUACACAGAGAUUCGAAUGAGGUAUGUUAUGGGGAUUCAAAUUAUGAUCCAAAUGCAGUGUAAGGCUUUAGUUCAGAAAUUCAAAGUCAGCCCUUUGAUUUGUGGGUUUUCCGGCUCCUUGUUCAUGCGUUUCGUCUUGUCCACUGGUGUUUUCUCAGAUGAAUGGGCUGAUGAAGCCAUUCUCGAAUCUGAAUCGCAGAAAGAAGGGCUAGAAGAUGAGAUUAAGCCUAGAGUAAAGUUUAGGGGCGAGCCUCACAACAUACACGGGAAGCGAGCUGUUAUGAUUUGGUUCAGAUCAGUGAGCAAGAAAAUACCCGUGUCCUAUUCACUGGCGAUAACUUAUCUCGUUUGUCAUUUGGCUCGAGAGGCAAUCCUUCCAACCGAUAUUUCUAAAUGGGCACUUGAAGGAAAUAUCCCAUAUUACGCAGCUUACAUUGAAAUCCAGAAACAAAUCGGUCCUCCAAUCGCUGCGUGUCCGAUUAGUACAUCUUUUAUGUUUCGCCCAGACCAAGCGGUUAACUUACAGAAGUUAGAAUCCGUGGCAGCAUUAAUUGCACAAACUAUAGGCUUGGAGUUACCACCGGUGAACUUUUACGCCAUAGCUUCUCGUUACCUGACAAUGCUGUCCCUUCCAAUUGGAAAAAUUCUCCCAGCUGUGUGUCGGAUUUACGAAUGGUCAAUGCCACAUGAGCUUUGGCUUUCAGCAAACGAGUUUAGACUUCCUACUCGAGUUUAUGUGAUGUCCAUGGUUAUUGUUGCUGUAAGAAUUCUAUUCAAUUUAAAUGGUUUUGGUGUAUGGGAGAAGAGUCUGACUCGUCGAAAUGGUAUUGAAGAUUCAAACACUGAUUCUUCGAAUACCACAGAUGAUUAUGAGGCUGCAGAGAUUCUCAAAGCUCUUGAAGCUCGCUACAAGGAGCUUCAAGAUCCAUAUGAGUACUCCAAGGAUUUGCCCGCAUAUCUCAACCACUGCAAGAAUGUCCUUUUUGCUGGUGUAGGACCAUCGUUUGAUAAUCGCGAAGAAGAAAGAUUAAUAGAGGAUUUAUGGGAUAUUUACCAGAACCUAAAUGAUGAUUGUAAGUUAUCAGAAGACGAGAAAGUGAAUAUCAUCGGUAGUGCGCCUGUUAGAAAACCUACGCACGAGGAAACUGUUGUUGUAACAAAUGACAAUCCACUAGAACACGACGAUAAAGAAGAUGAAGAAGAAGAAGAAGAAGAAAGCAUUCGACGGUUGAAGUUGAACAUGUCAGAAAACAGAUUCUGUUAUAUCCCACCAAGGGUUAAAGUGAAGAGGCUCGAUUAUCUUCAAUACGAGAGGAAGAGGAGUAAAGGACAUUUCACUUACGUUGCACACGCUGAUUACUAUAUCGUGCUGCGUUGUUGUGCACGUCUGGCUAAAGUAGAUGUUAGGAUUUUGCAUACUGGUGUUAUGAGCUUUGAGAGACGGUUAGGUUGGCUUGAAAAGAGAAUUGACCGCUGUCUGCAAGACGGACCAACUGAUGCUGAAACUUGUGACUUGUCCCCCAAUGAGUUAAAUGAAGAUGAUUGAUGAAAACUGAUUUAUAUGUACAUGUGUGUAGAUAAUGUAACACAUUUGAAAAUUUAAAAGAUUUGUAAAAUUAGAUUCACCCCAAGUUACUUU